UGAUACACUGAAACUGGAAGUGUUUCUGUUUGAAUGGUUUUUGUGUGACAGAACAGAAGACUGAAAAGAUCAACUGAAGCUAAUAUUUCUCCACACUCAUGUCGAUUAGAGGUUUUCUCUGUGAAGUGUUAAAAUGCAUCAUGAGGUCACCACUGCUUCUAAAUGGAGUCUGUCUGUGGAGAGAGGGGAUAGGACCACUGCCACUAACAUUACACUAACUGGGGAGAAAGAGCUAAACACUGAUGCUGUGGGGGUUCAUCAGAAGAGACCAGACUCCCCUGUACCCAGCUGUCUGUCUAUGAAGAGUGACUGGUCUAUGGAUCAUCCUAACAGCUUCAGGAAGGGAGACAUUUCUACUGAACUACAUUUCUCAUCAGAUUCAUGCUCACCUGUAACUGGACGAAGCAAUGUCAUUAAUCCUUCAACUGCAGCACCAGGAUGUUACUCAUUUCAUGUCACACCAACAAGAAAAAGUCAAGGUCUUCUGAGGCUCCAACAAGAAAUGAAGACUAAACUGAAAAAAAAGUAUCAAAUGCUGUAUGAAGGAAAUGGACAGCAUGAAAACCAAACUAUCUUAAAGGACAUCUACACAGAGCUCUACAUCACAGAGGGUGGAAGUAGAGGAGUUAAUAAAGAACAUGAGGUCAGACAGAUUGAGAUGGCAUCCAAGAGACAAACCACACCAGAGACACCAAUCAAAUGCAACAACAUCUUCAAGCCAAUGAAACAACAUCCGAAUAAAGGUUUCAGGAGAAUCUUGACUAAAGGAAUCGCUGGCAUUGGAAAAACAGUCUCUGUGCAGAAGGUCAUCCUUGACUGGGCAGAAGGAAAAGCAAAUCAGGAUGUUCAUUUAAUUUUCCCUCUUCCUUUCCGUGAUCUAAACCUGAAAAAGGAUCAAUAUAGUCUGAUGCAACUUCUUUCCAACUACUUUCGAGAACUGAAACAGAUUGAUAGUAUUGAAGAUGGUUUAACCAAAACCGUUUUUAUUUUUGAUGGUCUGGAUGAGUGUCAACUUCCUCUAGACUUUAAAAACAAUAAGAAGUGCUGUGAUGUCACAGAACCCACCUCAGUGGACGUGUUGCUGACAAACCUUAUCGAGGGGAAUCUGCUUCCCUCUGCUCUCCUCUGGAUAACCACACGACCUGCAGCAGCCAAUCGGAUCCCUCCUGAGUGUGUUGACCAAGUCACAGAGAUACGAGGGUUCAAUGAGCCACAGAAAGAGGAGUACUUCAGAAAGAAAAUUUCUGACCAGAAUCUUGCAAAAAAAAUAAUCAACCACAUAAAAACAUCCAGAAGCCUCCACAUCAUGUGUCACAUACCAGUCUUCUGUUGGAUAUCAGCCACUGUCCUUGAGUCGAUGCUGAAAGAAGCAGAGAAAGAUGAAAUCCCCAAAACUCUGACUCAGAUGUAUGAACACUUCCUGCUCAUCCAAACCAGCAUGAAAAACAAAAAGUACUACAAAUCCACAGAAACAAAUCCAAAAGAACUGUCUCAGUCAGACAAAGACAUGAUCCUGAAGUUGUCAAAGCUGGCUUUCCAACAGCUUCAGAAGGGCAACCUGAUCUUCUAUGAGGAGGACCUGAGAGAGUGUGACAUUGAUGUCUCAGAGGCAUCAGAGUACUCAGCACUGUGUACAGAGAUCUUUAAAGAAGAAUCUGGGCUUUACCAAGAGAAGGUCUUUAGCUUUGUUCAUCUGAGUAUUCAGGAGUUUCUAGCAGCAUUACAUGUUCUAGAAUCUUGUCUGGGGAAGGAGGAAUAUGUCUUCCCCCCAAAAGUAAUCACACUGUCCCCAUUCCAACAUGAUGAUGAUGAUUAUGAUGGUGAUGAUGACCAAUACCCCUUUUAUGAUGAUAAUAAUGAUGCUUCAGACAUUUAUGAUGAAGAUUAUUAUGAUGUUGAAGUGAGAAAGUCAGACAAGUUAUCUGACUUGUACAGCAGAGCAGUAGAACAAGCCUUGGAGAGUGAGAAUGGACACCUGGACCUGUUCCUCCGAUUCCUUCUGGGUCUCUCACUGGAAUCCAAUCAGAAUCUCUUACGAGGCCUUCUGACACAGACAGGAAGUACAACACUGAGAAAUGAGGAAACGGUUAAGCGAACAGUAGAGUACCUUUCAGAGAUGAUCAAAAAGGUAUCCUCACCAGAAAGGACCAUCAACUUGUUCCACUGUUUAAAUGAACUUGGUGCCAACUCUCUAGUUGAAGACAUACAGACCUCCCUGCGAUCAGGGACUCUUUCAGAAACAGAACUACAACCUCACCAAUGUUCAGCCCUGGCCUACCUGUUACUGAUGUCAGAGGAGGUACUGGAGGAGUUUGACAUGAAGACAUACAAUACAUCAAAGGAAGGUUAUCAGAGGUUGCUGCCAGUUGUGAAAACCUGUAAGAGAGCAAUACUGUCAGGUUGUGGAAUCACUGAGGAAGGCUGUGUUUCUCUGGUCUCAGUUCUGAAGUCAAAUCCCUCACACCUGAAAGAGCUGGAUCUCAGUAACAAUGACCUGAAGGAUUUAGGAGUUGAGCAGCUCUCUGCUUUGAUGAAGGACCCACAAUGUAGACUGGAGAUUCUGAGGUUGUCAGGCUGUCUGGUCACAAAGGAAGGCUGUGCUUCUCUGAAUUCAGCUCUGAAGGCAAACCCCUCACAUCUGAAAGAGCUGGAUCUGAGCUACAAUCACCCAGGAGACUCAGGAGUCAGACUACUCUCUGCUGGACUUGAGGAUCAUCAUUGGAGACUGGAGAAACUCAAUAUGGAUCAUGGUGGAGAGUGGAGGUUGAAAUCAGGACUGAAAAAAUAUGUCUGUGAUCUCACACUGGACCCAAACACAGUAUACAGAAACCUCUUUCUGUCUGAGGAGAACAGAACGGUGACAAGGAGGAGAGAGAAGCAGCCGUAUCCUGAUCACCCAGACAGACAUGAUUACUGGCCACUGGUGUUGUGUAGAGAGGGUCUGUCUGGACGCUGUUACUGGGAGGUAGAGUGGAGUGGGAAAUGGGCUCUGAUAGGAGUGACAUAUAAAGGAAUCAUCAGGGGAGGACAGGAUGUUCACUGUUGGCUUGGAGCCAAUGACAUGUCCUGGAGUCUGAACUGUCAUGAUGACCAAUACUCUGUCAGUCACAAUAAUAAGAUAACUGUCAUACCUGUCACCUCCUCAGUCCCCCACAGAGUAGGAAUGUAUCUGGACUGGCCAGCCGGCACUCUGUCCUUCUACUGGGUCUCCUCUGACAUACUGACCCACCUGUACACAUUCAACACCACAUUCACUGAGCCCCUCUAUCCAGGGUUUUAUCCUGUUUAUUGUGACUCCUCAGUGUCUCUGUGUCAGAUGGUCCCUGUGUCAAACACAACAUGAUGUUUCACUCUGAUCAUGGUCAAAAUUUGGGUUCAAUCCAAUACCAAGUAAUACUGGGCCAGAAUCACCAAUAUCAAUACUCAAGUAGGGGGGAGCGGUGUGUCAUGAUUAAUAAGGUGAAUGCUUCAAAAGGCUAAAUCUGAAUAAAUGUUUAUGAUGACAAAAUAAUUUGCAAUCAUUGUCAGGUGAGUGGUAAAGUUGUUUUUGCUUUCCACUGUUAAUUACUUAAUCACAUGCAUGUUAAAACACAUAAGGCAAAUAAAAAAUAAAAUAAUAAUUCAGUUCCAUUAAAAUAAGUAGUUUGUAUAAGUCUAUAUUGGCUGAAUGUCUGAAUAUAGUCUAUAUUUAAUCAGUCUGCUAAAGUAAGCUAAUGAUGACCAAUUGCAGUUAGUAUUAAAUGUGUUACGUGAAAGUAACAUUAACCAAUGCUGGACAUCUGAUUUGACUAAAAUAUCAAUUUCAUUACUAUAUAUACCUGGAUAUUCCUUGCCUGUCUGAAAGGAUUGCCAGUGAACUCUGUCCCUGUGUCUGGGAUCUGUCUGAGGCUUUUCCCACCUCCCUUCUUUUCUGUGGCAACUCAGUUCUCUUUCUCGUGGGUUUUCAUACGUUUAAACAACCUUCCUACAUACAUCGUAGUUUGUGAAGAUUUCAUGUACAGCCAUAAAAAAUCAACACACGGUGCUCCUCUUUCGUUAAGCCAUGGCAUACAUGCAUGCAAUGAAUGCAGGCCUGUAUCUCUGUGGUUUGUGCCGAUAGUCAGGGUGUGCGCGCAGGGCGCUGUGCGUGCGCAACGCAUAUGUUCGCACAGUCGCAAGCAUCAGUAGAGCUGCAGAAGCACUUUUCAUGACUAUUGAGCUUUGUUUGCACAGUGACAGUUCUACUCCUUGAUGAAAUGGUUACAACCUAGAAGAAAGAAAAUGAAACUGGUAUCGAUCCAAUUGACACUAGAAUAAAUUUUCGAGAACGAGAUGUGGUAUCUGUAGUAUCAAUAUUUUGGGAUCUGCCCACCCCUAUUCCAAAUGUAAUCACACUUCAAAUCAGUGAUUUUAUUUUGUAGAAGCAUUUGAAGCGUUUUUCACAAAUUCGGAAUUGCCAAGAAAUAAUUACGGAAUAAUUAAUGGGUCUCCGUUGCAAAGAGGUUCCUUGGGAGGAUUUUGAUCAUUGUACCCCUUUUCAAGAUUUCAACACAAACGGGGUGAGUGUUAUGAGCUUCCACAUGUGAAAGACUCAACAGCUCGAUAACACUUUCCGAUAAGGGUACAUGAACUACCAUUAACAAAUACGUGAGAGAGACGUGGUCGCGUUGCGUUGGGACUGAAUUCGAUCCAAACCAACACCCAUCAAGCAACGCGCCAGUGGCCCACCGGCAGUCCACUAGCGUUUUGCCGCUGCGACCGCCGAGCGUUUCUACAAAAGCUUUUUUUUUUUGUGUCGCGUUGCAGUCGGGCCCCCGGUGGGCCACAUUCAUGACAAUGCCUUCUAACAAUACCCUGAUCAGCAGCUCACCAGCGGCCCGACGGCGGCUAGCCGCUUUUA
Esox lucius (northern pike) is the source of this 4879-nucleotide messenger RNA. RefSeq names its product NLR family CARD domain-containing protein 3-like. NCBI's taxonomy places the organism in Eukaryota, Metazoa, Chordata, Actinopteri, Esociformes, Esocidae. The transcript has 9 exons. The coding region runs from base 134 to 3343 and encodes 1069 amino acids. Gene Ontology annotation, molecular function: protein binding. The record is from RefSeq and is a predicted model, not a curated record.